UAUUCAAUGGUGAUAAGGCAUCCUUUAAUUAAUGACGAAUCUAGUCCUCACACUGUCCGGUAGUGAACGCCUUUAUAAGCCAUCGGAAUGACUAUAAAGUUACAGGCCUCUGUGCAGUGCCAAUGCCUUCUCUAAUUUUCUUUCUUAAGCAGUACUCUUCCUCAAUCGCCACUUUUUCCAACCAAAUGUCGUGCGAUGAUCCAUGCGUCUGCUCUGCCGUGAUACAGUCUCUAUAAACGGCACGAUGAUUACCUGGCAUAUUGUUCUCAAUUUGCCAUACGAUGAUGAUCAAAACAUUACUGCAUCCACUACCCAAAUACCACUGUCAAUAUGGGCUGGAGGCACUCAAUUAUUCCACCCAUUAAUGGCAAGGCAAAACAUUGUACUCUGUAAUCAACAAGGGACAUUACAAGUGGUAUCAGAGCAUGAUUCUACCAGCCUGCGGGGCAAAACUAUUUUGAAAAUCAUUCUCUUAAGAGCAACAAGGCAUUCCUAUAUGUGUGUAAUGUGUGUUGAGUAUGCUUACUCCAUGUGUAUUUUAUAUGAAUUCUUUUGCUAUGUAUGAUUUGUAUUGCUUCAGAUCUAAUAUGUUUUCAGCAUAUGUGUUUUGUAUGUAUGCCUUGUGACUUACAUGUAUCUAUGUGUUCACCUUGCAAUUGAUGUGUCUUCAGCAUGUUUACUCCAUGAGUACCUUUCAAAUGUAUAUUUAUGUAUCCACAUAUAUGCUC
This is a messenger RNA of Cryptomeria japonica (Japanese cedar), 728 nucleotides long. RefSeq lists its product as uncharacterized. The coding region runs from base 203 to 565 and encodes 120 amino acids. The record is from RefSeq and is a predicted model, not a curated record. NCBI's taxonomy places the organism in Eukaryota, Viridiplantae, Streptophyta, Pinopsida, Cupressales, Cupressaceae. The transcript has 3 exons.